CAGGAACAAUGCGGGAUGACAAGAAUAUAUACAAUUCAUCAGCUUAAGUCCUAUGUUUUCUUCAUAUCAAUCCUGAUAUCGAUGGAGAGGGAGGUACAAUGUUCUAAUUUAGAUGCUGAGUUCUGUGGAGUUUCUAAGUUAACAAGAGAGGUUGUAACAAUAUGUCCAACAGACGAAGAUGCAUGGCGGGUGGCUUCAGAAAGGAAACAGUGCUCAUCAUAUGCUGGCAAAUGCACAAGAAAUUUAACAUAUCAUUGUGUCAUAAAUCCCUGGCAGAAUUUAACGUUGGAAGUUUGUGCCCCUUCCACUCGAAUUCGUGCAGGUCACUGUGCUGAAUAUAACAAAAGAGGAGGCAAAAUACAGGAGUUUUAUCUUCAAAACUGUAAAACAUGUUUGAAGGAUUAUAUGUCAAAUGAGGCGUAUAAGUACAAAGAGUGUUACACAUCGGUUUACAAAACUCAUCAUCAUCAACAGCCAGAACAACAAGCUCAACAACAGCACGGAAAAUCAAAGAAUAGGGACACCAGCGUAAAUGCCAGCAGUUUAGUUGAUUCGAGAAACAUUAAUAUAUUUUGUGUACUAUUUCUGUUACAAACUAUAUUGCUAAUUAAAUUUGUAUGAUUGA
Messenger RNA from Saccostrea echinata, 625 nucleotides. RefSeq lists its product as uncharacterized. Bases 16 to 621 code for a protein of 201 amino acids. The transcript is spliced from 5 exons. Lineage: Eukaryota; Metazoa; Mollusca; Bivalvia; Ostreida; Ostreidae. The record is from RefSeq and is a predicted model, not a curated record.